AUGUAUGGGGGAUUUUUUUUUUCGCUGACCGUGGCCCAAGCCAUCUGGAACCCGAUCAUUACAGGGUGGAAUCCGGAUCCUGCCAUCCUGACCGUGGGCGAUGAUUACUACAUUGCCACUUCCUCUUUCGAGUAUUGGCCGGGUAUUCCUAUCUAUCACAGCAAGGAUCUAUCCAAUUGGACUCUCAAAUCUCAUGCUUUGACCCGACCAGAGCAACUACAACUCUAUGGAACGCCUACUGGAGCAGGGGCCUGGGCGCCGAGUCUCUCUUUUAUUGAGGGAAAGUUCUGGCUUUCAGCAAUGACACGUUGGACCUAUGACCCCGUUGCCCGUGUUUGGCCUCGUGUCUGGUUCAUUUCUUCAGAAGACCUCGUUAACUGGUCAGACCCUGUCUGGGCUGAGCCAUGGGGUAUUGAUCCUGAGCUUUUCCAGGAUCCUGUAUCCAACAAGACCUAUCUGAACCUGAUGGCCCCUAACAAUAACAAGGAUCGGCUCUGGGGUAUCUCUCAAUGUGAAGUCUCGUUAACAUCUGGCAAUUGUGUGGGGCCUUAUGUUAGUCUAUGGAACGGGACUUUGCCUCACAAUUCGACGGCCAGACCUGAAGGACCCAAGAUGUAUUACAAGGAUGAUUGGUACUAUCUCCUGAUCGCCGAAGGUGGCACGGAUCAGCUGCAUCGGUCGACAAUCGCAAGAAGCAAGACUCCGUCUGGUCCAUUUACCGCCGGACCACACAAUCCUUUGCUGUACAAUGGUCAAUGGGGUUUUGACAACCUCACCGUCCAGUCCACGGGACAUGCUACCUUGACAAAGACCAAGGACGGGCUUUGGUAUGCGACGUUCUUAGCUCGCCGCAACGUCAACGGAUCCUCUCCUCUGGGCCGAGAGACAUUUAUUGUCAACGUUGACUGGAAACAUGACUGGCCAGUCUUUAAUCAAGGGGAUCCUGUUUUACUAAGUAAGCAGAUAAAGCCAGAGGUUGGCGCUAGACAAGUUCCUCGUCCAUGGGUUGACAACUUUUCUCACUCCGAACUCGACUCAUCAUGGUAUCAACUCCGGGUACCAUAUACUAAAAAUUACAAGUUAAAAAAAGGGAAACUGGUGCUUAAACCCAACGUCUUUGGGCUCAGUGAUCGUGAUACCCCCGCAGCAUUGCUGCGCAAGCAGAAGUCCCUCAAUAUGACAUUCUCAGCAGAGCUCUCCAGCUUCAAGGGCAACCUCGGCCCAAGGAAUAAGAUCGGAAUCUCUUCGUACCUAUCCGAGUUUCAGCACCAAGACAUCGGCAUUCGAGGAUGUGUUAACACUACGGGCAUUUGUAUUUAUACGGAACUCAACAAGAAUGGCACGCAGGAGUAUUGGCAAACUCCACUCAACCAAACAAGCGGUCUUGCUGGUGGCCUUAGACUACAUAUCAAGGCUGAACCCCUCGAAUACCGCCUAGGUUAUAGUGUUGGAAAAGAAGCCCCGGUAUAUGUGGCGUCAAUCGCAUCAUCCUGGCAAGCCUUUGCACCAGCAAAUUGGUUUGUCUUUUCUGGCGCAUCUUGGGCGAUAUUUGCAACUGGAGAUGGAGAGCCCUGGCCUCACAAUGGACCGCAAGUUGGAUUCAACGAGGUUACAGAGACUUUUCACAGGGAGGACAUUCCUGAUUACGAUCGAUGGUAGAGGUCGUGAGCUGAAGGCUGUCGUUGGUUUAUCUUUGUCUGUUCUUACUUUUCCUCCCCCAUCCGGGCGGCACAUGUCGGAGGAGCUAUAAAUAUCAUAUCUGAGGCUUGGGUUAUGGUGAGCCAUUAUGGCAAUCAAACCAAC
Messenger RNA from Fusarium redolens, 1803 nucleotides. RefSeq names its product glycosyl hydrolase. NCBI's taxonomy places the organism in Eukaryota, Fungi, Ascomycota, Sordariomycetes, Hypocreales, Nectriaceae. Gene Ontology annotation, biological process: carbohydrate metabolic process. The transcript is spliced from 7 exons. The record is from RefSeq and is a predicted model, not a curated record. Gene Ontology annotation, molecular function: hydrolase activity, hydrolyzing O-glycosyl compounds. The coding region runs from base 1 to 1659 and encodes 552 amino acids.